AUGUUGAUUACUAUUGAUUCUAAUCUUGACGAUCACGCGAGAUCACGGCUUGUUGCUGCUGCUGCUGCUGCUGCUGCUGCUGCUGCUGCUGCUGCUGCUGCUGCUGCUGCUGCUGCUGCUGCUGCUGCUGCUGCUGCUGCUGCUGCUGCUGCUGCUGCUGCUGCUGCUGCUGCUGCUGCUGCUGCUGCUGCUGCUGCUGCUGCUGCUGCUGCUGCUGCUGCUGCUGCUGCUGCUGCUGCUGCUGCUGAUGAUGAUGAUGAUGAUAAUGAUGGUGAUGAAGAAUAA
This is a messenger RNA of Opisthorchis viverrini, 285 nucleotides long. RefSeq lists its product as hypothetical. The coding region runs from base 1 to 285 and encodes 94 amino acids. Lineage: Eukaryota; Metazoa; Platyhelminthes; Trematoda; Opisthorchiida; Opisthorchiidae. The transcript is spliced from 2 exons. The record is from RefSeq and is a predicted model, not a curated record. Gene Ontology annotation, molecular function: ice binding.